GGCACUUCCGACAACUCUCGGCAGCUCGGAUGUGAUGCACUGCUCUUCUGACUUCGGAAGUUACAGCGUUAUUACAGUGUAGCUCGUAUCAAAUCACACUGACAUUUUAUAAGUAUUAAACUUGUCAGAGGUCUUUCCUUUUCACCAAAUGGCUUAUCCAGGAUACGGCGGAUAUGGGGGCCAAAUGCCAGGCAUGCCACCGCAAGGAAUGCCAGGAGGGCCCAUGAGAGGUCCCAUGCCUGGGAACAUGGGGGGUCCGAUGGGAGGUGGGCCACCUCAAGGAGGAUAUGGACAGUAUGGAAGCUAUCCAGGAACAUUUGGUGCCCAACCCCCACCUGCAAAUGACCCAAUGUGGGGAUACUUUACAGCCAUAGCAGGCCAGGACGGCGAGAUUGAUGCAGAGGAACUCCAGAGAUGUCUGACUCAAGCUGGUUUUACUGGCAGCUACAGUCCCUUCAGCCUGGACACAUGCAGGAUCAUGAUUGCAAUGCUAGAUAGAGACUUGACAGGCAAGAUGGGCUUCAAUGAGUUUAAGGAGCUGUUUUCCGCUCUCAACGGCUGGAAGCAGAACUUCAUGAUGUUUGACCGGGAUCGAAGUGGAACUGUAGAACCUCACGAGAUGACUCAGGCUAUCAACGCCAUGGGCUACCGCAUCAGUCCACAGGCCCUGAAUGCUAUUCUCAAGCGAUACAACAAAGGGGGCAGGGUCUUCUUCGAUGACUAUGUGGCCUGCUGUGUGAAACUCCGAGCUCUCACAGACAACUUCAGGCAGAGAGAUGUCAUGCAGCAGGGAUCUGUCACCUUCCAAUAUGAUGAUUUUAUCCUGUGCACAAUGGCCAUCUAAGUGCUGUCGUCUGUCCCAAUCCACGAGGGCAAGCUGUUUGUGUGCCAAUCAGAACCUAAUUCUGGAUUAUUGUCUCACGGGAAUGCAAGGGAAGGCCAGUAUACUAAGACUGUGCAGCAACAGAAAAUUCACCCACUGCUUGUAAUGCUUACUAUAAUGCAUUAAUUGUGUAUUUUACACAGGGAUGUGCUGAAGAUGUACACACAUAUUAUAAAUCAGCAUUGAAGGGCAAUAUUUUAAAGCCUGUAAUAGAAAUGUUUGUCUUUCAAAAUAAGGGCACAAAUAUUAUAAUCUUUUAAGUUUAUUAAAAAAAAAUGUAAUCUCAUAAAAUCUGCAUGUAGUGGCUUUAAAGGGCUUCAUCAUAAACACCUUUUUGGAUUUGGACUUCAAAAAUACAUUUUUUAUUUAGGAUGAUUUCCAAGAGAUUUUUUUCAAUAACCAAACACCUGUUUUAACAGAAAUUGUAAGAUAUGCUAACAACGUAUCGCUGUUAAAAAGAUGCUCUGAUGUGCCAUUAGACUUUCUGAAUUUACGCUCCAAACACCUUUUGUUGGACUUACAGGAAGUGCAUCACGAGUCACGAUUGAUUGUUGUUACAAAGAACAUGUUCAUUUGCUUUUUAUAUUAAAUGUUUGACAGUAAUGGAUUUUGUCAGCUGCUGUUUUCUCAUUUCCCCAAUCUAAUGUAUACCUCUGUUUUAUACAAUUUACAAAACCAGAUGCAUAUAAAUUAAAUUUACCAAGCAGUCAGUGAUGACUGUGUGUUGGAAAA
Molecule: messenger RNA, 1615 nt
Organism: Pundamilia nyererei
Lineage: Eukaryota; Metazoa; Chordata; Actinopteri; Cichliformes; Cichlidae
Product: grancalcin-like
Exons: 8
Coding region: 149-844 (231 amino acids)
Molecular function (GO): calcium ion binding
Source: RefSeq, a predicted model, not a curated record